Messenger RNA from Tympanuchus pallidicinctus (lesser prairie-chicken), 759 nucleotides. Its product is annotated as cytochrome c oxidase subunit 4 isoform 1, mitochondrial. The transcript has 5 exons. Bases 123 to 638 code for a protein of 171 amino acids. Gene Ontology annotation, biological process: mitochondrial electron transport, cytochrome c to oxygen. The record is from RefSeq and is a predicted model, not a curated record. Lineage: Eukaryota; Metazoa; Chordata; Aves; Galliformes; Phasianidae.
GGAGGGAGAGUACACCCCCCCCAGCGCCGCUCUCCUUCUCCUGUGCCGAGUUCCGGCGUGCGCUGCGCUUCCGGCCGGCGGCUCCUUCCGGUGGAAGCCCGGCGUAGAGGACGGUCGGCAGGAUGUUGGCUUCAAGAGCAUUCAGCCUCAUUGGGAGAAGAGCCCUUUCCACCUCCAUCUGUGUGAGGGCGCAUGGGCAUGCUGGUGUUGUCAAAGCAGAGGAUUUCAGCCAUCCAGCAUAUGUUGAUCGCCGUGAUGUUCCCCUGCCAGAAGCAGCCUUUGUGAAGGAGCUCUCUGCUCAGCAGAAGGCUCUGAAAGAAAAGGAAAAGGCAUCUUGGACCGCUUUGUCUGUUGAUGAGAAAGUUGAAUUGUACCGUAUCAAAUUCAAUGAGAGCUAUGCAGAAAUGAACAAAGGAACAAAUGAGUGGAAGACCGUCCUUGGUGGAGUGCUUUUCUUUCUUGGCGUAUCUGGCCUCAUCCUCAUCUGGCAGAAAAUGUACAUGUACAGCCCUGUUCCUCACACCUUCUCUGAUGAGUGGCUGGCAAUGCAGACAAAGAGGAUGUUGGACAUGCGGAUGAAUCCCGUGGAAGGCAUCUCUUCCCAGUGGGAUUAUGAGAAGAACGAGUGGAAGAAAUGAAGCAACUCAGCUCUGCUUGAAUAUGAAAUGAUUCCAUCACCUGUGCGUGACCUCGUUGCUUAUGUACUGGAACAAUCUCUCCACCUAAAUAGAUGAAAAUAAACAUCUGGUUAACUUGAAA